Apis mellifera (honey bee) is the source of this 611-nucleotide messenger RNA. RefSeq names its product odorant receptor 30a-like. The transcript is spliced from 3 exons. Bases 204 to 470 code for a protein of 88 amino acids. The record is from RefSeq and is a predicted model, not a curated record. Gene Ontology annotation, cellular component: plasma membrane. Gene Ontology annotation, molecular function: odorant binding; olfactory receptor activity. Lineage: Eukaryota; Metazoa; Arthropoda; Insecta; Hymenoptera; Apidae. Gene Ontology annotation, biological process: detection of chemical stimulus involved in sensory perception of smell; sensory perception of smell.
GUGAACGAUAAAUUAUUAUACAAUUAUCUAGUAAGCUUUGCAUUAUCCAUAUUUACUUUUGCAGCUUUAAUCUUUAAUGUAAAUAAAAUUAAUAUCAUUAAAGUUUAAGUAACCAAAUACUGAUACUAAUACAUUGCUUUUAGGUUUUCAAUCGACACUUUCACUUUAAUUACAUUUAUGUUAUAAAAUUUUACGUAAUUAUAAUGUUUUCGUGUUUCAUUUUUCUCCUCUACUACGUGUCCCAAUGUGUUGUCGACGAAACGUUCAAGUUUUUUGAUACUCCGUACAAUGGGAAUUGGUAUGAUUUACCGUUAUCCAUACAAAAAUUAUUACUUUUUAUCAUACAAGGAAGAAAAAAACCGGUGUUAUUGUCAAUUUGUGGAAUAUUCGUGCCUACGUACGAAAUGUUACUUACGCAAUGCAAAUUGACAUGGUCUUGCUUCAUAAUGCUGUACUCUAUUCAAAAGUAAUAAUGUUAAUUAUUCAUAACAUAACAUUAUACAUAAGUAUAAUGUUAAUGUUAAUUAUUUCAUAAGAUCGAUAUAUCAAUUUUGUUUUCACUUCAUUUACAAUUCAAUGAUUUCUUAUUCCAAUAUGAAAUUAUUGCAAAA